Psilocybe cubensis is the source of this 384-nucleotide messenger RNA. RefSeq lists its product as uncharacterized. The transcript is spliced from 5 exons. Lineage: Eukaryota; Fungi; Basidiomycota; Agaricomycetes; Agaricales; Agrocybaceae. The record is from RefSeq and is a predicted model, not a curated record. Gene Ontology annotation, cellular component: autophagosome; cytosol; fungal-type vacuole membrane. Bases 1 to 384 code for a protein of 127 amino acids. Gene Ontology annotation, biological process: macroautophagy; cellular response to nitrogen starvation. Gene Ontology annotation, molecular function: phosphatidylethanolamine binding.
AUGAGGUCGAAAUUCAAGGAUGAGCACCCCUUUGAGAAGCGCAAAGCUGAAGCUGAGCGCAUCCGGCAGAAGUAUCCGGAUAGGAUUCCUGUGAUCUGCGAGAAGGCAGAUCGCACGGACAUCCCCACAAUUGACAAGAAGAAGUAUUUGGUGCCUUCUGAUCUGACUGUGGGCCAGUUCGUGUAUGUCAUUCGGAAACGAAUCAAGCUCGCGCCAGAGAAGGCGAUCUUCAUUUUCGUCGACGAGGUUCUUCCACCUACGGCGGCUCUUAUGAGCGCUAUCUAUGAGGAGCAUAAGGACGAGGACAACUUCCUGUAUGUGAGCUACUCGGGUGAGAAUACCUUCGGACAGCAAGGUUGGGUCGAACUGCCACUGGACGCCUAA